AUGGUUCAUAGUGUACAACAGAUGAUAUCCAAUUUAUCCAUUGAAAAUUAUUUCAAGGAUAGAGCAAUUCUUGCACCAAUUUUGGAUUGUGUCACUGAUGUCAACAACAAGAUGACUGCAGGGUUACCUGGACAAGAAAGAGUCUACUUAAGUUCAGACUCUGUGUGUGCUGAAGAGGGAAAUAUGGAAUUUGAGUUAGAUGCUUUCUCACCGGAGAUUCUAAAUGGAAUAAAUUAUUCAAGUCUACCACCACACAAGUUGGUUCUGAAGGUUGGUGCUCCUGUUAUGUUGCUGCGCAAUAUAGACCAAACUAAUGGUUUGUGCAAUGGAAUGAGGAUGCAAGUUAGAAGAAUGGGAAAUCAUGUGAUAGAAUGCAAGACAUUAAGUGGUAACAAAGUUGAAAGUAUUAUUCUUAUCCCAAGACUGAAUCUAAUUCCAAAUAAUGAAACAUUGCCGGUCAGGUUUCAAAGAAGACAAUUCGCAAUUAUCAUGUCAUUUGCAAUGACAAUAAAUAAGUCACAGGGACAAACUCUAUCGAAAGUUGAAAUUUACCUUUCAAUGCCAGUUUACACCCAUGGUCAAUUGUAUGUUGCGUUAUCAAGGGUAACGAGUAAAGAUGGUGUGCGAGUGCUGUUGCAAGAUCAUGGACACUUGGAAGAUAACUGCACGAUGAAUGUGGUAUAUAGAGAAGUUUUUGAGAGCCUAUAA
Messenger RNA from Arachis stenosperma, 708 nucleotides. RefSeq lists its product as uncharacterized. The record is from RefSeq and is a predicted model, not a curated record. Bases 1 to 708 code for a protein of 235 amino acids. The transcript has 3 exons. NCBI's taxonomy places the organism in Eukaryota, Viridiplantae, Streptophyta, Magnoliopsida, Fabales, Fabaceae.